Mobula hypostoma (lesser devil ray) is the source of this 2149-nucleotide messenger RNA. Its product is annotated as TNF receptor-associated factor 3-like. NCBI's taxonomy places the organism in Eukaryota, Metazoa, Chordata, Chondrichthyes, Myliobatiformes, Myliobatidae. Gene Ontology annotation, biological process: protein K63-linked ubiquitination; regulation of apoptotic process; tumor necrosis factor-mediated signaling pathway. The transcript is spliced from 11 exons. Gene Ontology annotation, molecular function: protein binding; zinc ion binding. The record is from RefSeq and is a predicted model, not a curated record. Bases 171 to 1901 code for a protein of 576 amino acids.
GGACAGCUUAACUCAACUGUGCUCUCUGACUGAGCCCAGUCAUUCAUUGAUAGGGUUCUCCAGGAUGGGAUGUGCAUUGACCUGGGUCACAAAUGGAUUUUUAGCCUGACUGCGGAGACUACCCUGGUAAUGGUUCCAAGGAUCCUCUUAAGCCCGAGUACAGAGUGCCAAUGGCGACAGGCUGCCUGUCAGACAGAUUAAAACCGUGUUUGUACCAGUCUCCAAAGGAGACUCCUCCCUCCAGUGUGUGUCUGUCUCUUGGGCUGGAGGCCGAAGGGCCAGAAGGGGGUUACGCCGAGGAGUUUGUGGAGCUGGUUGAUGACAAGUACAAGUGUGAGCAGUGCCGCCGGGUACUGCGCAAUGCCAAGCAGACGGAGUGCGGGCACCGGUUUUGCGAGAGCUGCAUUGAUGCUCUGCUCAGGAAUCCAGGUCAGGUUUGCCCAGCUGAUCAGGAGAUCCUUUAUGGCACUGAGGUGUUCAAUGAUAAUUGUUGUCGGAAGGAAAUAAUGGGGCUGAUGGUUUAUUGCAGGAACCACAAAAGUGGCUGCAAGGAGCAGGUAGUCCUGGGUGCAUUGGAGGGCCAUUUGAAGAGCUGUUCCUUCCAGCGACUGCCAUGCUCCCGUUCAGGUUGUACUGAGCUGGUUCUGCAGCAAAACCUCAGGGAACAUCUGAUGACCAGAUGUAAACAGCGGGAAGUGAAGUGCGAACACUGUCAAAAGGAGACAACAGUGGCUGAGUUAAAGAAACAUGAAAGCAGUGAGUGUCCGUCAACUCUGAUCAACUGUCCUAAGUACUGCGGUACACAGAUUCAUCGAGCUGAGCUCAAAGACCACACGUUUGAGUGCCUCAAGGAGGAGAGGUGUUGCAAUUUUAGUAGCUAUGGAUGCACCUUCAAGGGAACAAAUCCUCGCCUUAAAGAGCACGAGAUACAGUUUACUCAUCAACACUUGAUGCUAGUUUUGUUAAAGAACAAGACGCUGGAGGAGAAGGUCUCCGAUCUUGAAAGUGAGAUAACAAAAAAGCAAACGGUCUUAGACAGGCUGUCCGGCAAGAUUCAGGAAAUGGAGAAGGAAUUAGCUUCGAAAAGCCAGUUGGCUAAUAAAAGUGAUGUUGAAAUGAACUCGUUAAAGAAGAUAUUGGCUGCACAUGCUGAGAAGCUGCAUAAAGUUGAGAGUGAUCUGCUGGAGAGGCACAAGCUGGAAGACGUUUUAAAACAGGACAUUCUGUGGAUAAAAUAUAAAACAGAGAACCUGAGCAGCAGAGUUUCAAGUGUAGAAAGCAAUCAGAGCACACUGUGCCUGUACAGGGGCAGCAGCAUUCCAGUCUCGAUCGAGCAUCAGGUGACACAGCAUGAUGAAAUGCUCGGCAUCCACGAGGUCCGUCUGGCAGACAUCGACCUGCGUUUCCAGAUGCUGGAGACAGCGAGCUACAAUGGAAGGCUGAUAUGGAAGAUUCAGGAUUAUGAACGGAGGAAGCGGGAGGCCAUCUCUGGGAAGACACUCUCGCUCUACAGCCAACCAUUCUACACCAGCUCAUUCGGAUACAAGAUGUGCGCCCGUGUGUACCUCAAUGGGGACGGAAUGGGUAAGGGCACGCACCUGUCGGUCUUCUUUGUGGUGAUGCGUGGAGAGUAUGACUCCCUGCUGCCCUGGCCCUUCAGGCAGAAGGUGACCCUCACCCUGCUCGACCAAGGACUAGGCAAGGGCCACGUGUCGGACACAUUCAAGCCCGACCCCAACAGCAGCAGCUUCGGACGGCCCCAGGGGGAGAUGAACGUGGCGUCGGGUUGCCCUCUGUUUGUCGCUCAGACGGUUCUGGAAAACAAAAACCGGCAGUAUAUCAAAGAUGACACCAUUUUCAUCAAGAUAACCGUGGAUGUAUCAGACCCCCCUGAGCUUUGAAACCUUUUACUCAGUCCACCGGAAUCGUGCAAUAGUCCCAUGGUCAAGAGCUCAUUGUUUUGAAAGUGUUCAGAAGUGUGCUUGACACUGUCCUUUUGAGACUGAGAUCUGGGGCCAGACAGUAAAUUAUAAAACUCUGCUAGCUUUGUUAACUGUUAUCAAAGUAUUUUAUAUGAUAUAGUAUUAUUAGCCUCUGAUAUGAUAAUGUAUUAUUAUUCACUGACUGUUACUUCUCUCCCAUGUUUAAA